Suncus etruscus (white-toothed pygmy shrew) is the source of this 350-nucleotide messenger RNA. Its product is annotated as 40S ribosomal protein S20-like. Gene Ontology annotation, molecular function: structural constituent of ribosome. Gene Ontology annotation, cellular component: ribosome; cytosolic small ribosomal subunit. Gene Ontology annotation, biological process: translation. Bases 20 to 334 code for a protein of 104 amino acids. The transcript has a single exon. The record is from RefSeq and is a predicted model, not a curated record. NCBI's taxonomy places the organism in Eukaryota, Metazoa, Chordata, Mammalia, Eulipotyphla, Soricidae.
AGGAAGCUGCACUCCAGCCAUGGCGUUCAAAGACACCGGGAAGAUGCUCGUGGAGCCCGAGGUGGCCAUCCACCGCAUCCGCAUCACCCUCACCAGCCGCAAUGUCAAGUCCCUGGAGAAGGUGAGGGGCCCAGUGCGGAUGCCCACCAAGACGCUGAGGAUCACCAUCAGGAAGACCCCCUGCAGCGAAGGCUCCAAGACCUGGGACCGCUUCCAGAUGCGCAUCCACAAGCGCCUCAUCGACCUGCACAACCCCUCAGAGAUCGUCGAGCAGAUCACCUCCAUCAGCAUCGAGCCCGGCGUGGAGGUGGAGGUCACCAUCGCCGAUGCCUGAGUGCUAGGCUUUUUUU